GUUUACAUGUAGGCAUCACUCUCUUUGACAAACUUCUAUAUAUACCUACGCCAUUGCUUUUCCUUCACAAACACUUCAAAAACAGAAACCAAUCAAUACAAGAAACAAGAACACUAUAUACAUACAUACAACUGAACUGAAAAAUGGUGAAAACCGCGGAUCAGCAGAAGAUGAUGGGUUCGUCUUCGAGCUCCGGCAAUGCUGCGGCGGCGGCGAUGAAGAAGAAGUACAAGGGAGUGAGGAUGAGAAGCUGGGGAUCAUGGGUGUCGGAGAUCAGAGCGCCGAAUCAGAAGACCCGGAUAUGGCUCGGCUCCUAUUCGACGCCGGAGGCCGCCGCCAGAGCCUACGACGCCGCCCUCUUAUGCCUCAAAGGCGCCUCCGCCUCCGCCAACCUCAACUUCCCUCUCGACCACUCCUACCACAUUCCCCCCUCCGGCGCCGUCUUGUCCCCCAAAUCCAUCCAGCGGAUCGCCGCCGCCGCCGCCGCCGCGAACGGCGGCGGCGGCGCAAUCCCCAUCUCCGCCGCCGCCUCUCCCCCUUCCGGCUUCGCCUCUUAUUCCCCGUCCUCCUCCUGCUCCGCUUCUUCGUCCUCGCCGCUCUCCGAAACCGCCGGCAUUGAAGAUGAGGAUUAUUUCCCCUGCAUCGACGCCAACAACAACGCGCCGCCGGCUCAUCAUCAGGAUCCGGCGGUGGCGGCCAUAAUGGCGCAGUGCAGCUGGUACAACUUCGACUCCCCAAAGUACAAUGACAUGCUUAUGAACGGCGGCUUCUUUGAUCCACCAUUGGUUGAAGACGUGUACGAAGAGUUUGGAGAAAUUCGGCUAUGGAACUUCAACUGAUCUCAGAUUUAUUUAAUUUUAUAUUAUUAUAUUAUAUAUAUUAUUAUAUUAUUAGGUUAAAAUCAGUAUAUUCAAUUCAUUCUUUAAUUUUAAUGGCGACAAGAUGUAAACUUGUUCGCUGAAUUAAUUACUUCACAAACAAGGCUACAGGAAAAGAGCGUAAUUUCAAGACUCCUUCCUAGUACGCCAUGCAAUGCUAGCUGUGUAGCAAUAAUUAUCCUCAAAUAUUAUAUUUCUAUUUUUCUUU
This is a messenger RNA of Ipomoea nil (Japanese morning glory), 1086 nucleotides long. RefSeq names its product ethylene-responsive transcription factor ERF014-like. The record is from RefSeq and is a predicted model, not a curated record. Gene Ontology annotation, molecular function: DNA binding; DNA-binding transcription factor activity. Bases 144 to 839 code for a protein of 231 amino acids. Lineage: Eukaryota; Viridiplantae; Streptophyta; Magnoliopsida; Solanales; Convolvulaceae. Gene Ontology annotation, biological process: regulation of DNA-templated transcription. The transcript has a single exon.